AUGGCUUCCACAACCUCACAACAGACGGCCAACUCGCAAACGCCGUCGUCGGCAAACAUGUCGCUCGAGAACUACCGCCUGCCGACCCACCGCCUGCAACUCCGCGAUGUCGAGCCCGGCAAGACCCCGCUGGUCCUCGUCGCCUGUGGCAGUUUCUCGCCCACCACAUUCCUGCACCUGCGCAUGUUCUCGCUCGCCUACGACUACGUCAAGGCCAACACCAACUUCACCGUCGUCGGCGCCUACCUCUCCCCCGUGAGCGAUGCUUACAAGAAGGUCGGCCUGGCCCCGGCGCACCACAGAAUCCGCAUGGCCGAACUGGCCGUGCAGCGGAGGACAAGGACGGCCGACUGCCUGAUGGUCGACCCAUGGGAGGCCAUUCACGCUGAGUACAUGCCGACAGCAAAGGUAUUGGAUCACUUUGAGCAUGAGCUCAACGAUGUCAUCGGUGGUGUUGAGGACACCAAUGGCCAGAAGCACCCCGUCAGGAUCGCUCUGCUUGCUGGUGCGGACCUCAUCCAGACCAUGAGCACACCUGGCGUGUGGAGCCAGGACGAUCUUGCGCACAUCUUGGGCCAGUAUGGUGCCUUCGUCAUUGAGCGUGCCGGCACCGACUUCCAGGAGGCGGUAGGCAGCCUGAAGGAGUGGGAGAACAACAUCUACUACAUCCCGCAGACUGUGGCGAACGACGUGUCGUCCACGAGGGUCCGGCUGCUGUCCAAGCGCCGCAUGAAUAUCGACUACCUCGUACCGACCGAGGUCGUGGACUACAUCGGCGAGCACGGCCUCUACCAGGAGGAGGAUGGAACCGUCACGGGAAAGCUCAAGGAGAAGGCCCGGUAG
Molecule: messenger RNA, 843 nt
Organism: Neoarthrinium moseri
Lineage: Eukaryota; Fungi; Ascomycota; Sordariomycetes; Amphisphaeriales; Apiosporaceae
Exons: 2
Coding region: 1-843 (280 amino acids)
Biological process (GO): NAD+ biosynthetic process
Molecular function (GO): nicotinate-nucleotide adenylyltransferase activity; nicotinamide-nucleotide adenylyltransferase activity
Source: RefSeq, a predicted model, not a curated record